Molecule: messenger RNA, 5206 nt
Organism: Dicentrarchus labrax (European seabass)
Lineage: Eukaryota; Metazoa; Chordata; Actinopteri; Moronidae
Product: plasma membrane calcium-transporting ATPase 1-like
Exons: 21
Coding region: 838-4599 (1253 amino acids)
Biological process (GO): regulation of cytosolic calcium ion concentration; calcium ion transmembrane transport
Cellular component (GO): membrane; intracellular membrane-bounded organelle
Molecular function (GO): ATP binding; ATP hydrolysis activity; PDZ domain binding
Source: RefSeq, a predicted model, not a curated record
CAACUAAUGCAGCUAGAGCACUAAGAACAGGAUAGACAUGACAUUCUGUUUCUUGGUUGUUGCUAAGAUAUACUAGCUGGUUGCCAGGGUUUUUCAUGGUGGUUGCUUGAGAUUUUCUUAAUGGUUGCUAAGGUGUGCUAGCUGGUUUCUUUUUCUUUCUUCUUAGUGGUUCCUAGGGGAUGCAACUGGUUGCUAUGGUAUCUUUUGGUGGUUGCUCCUCAAGUUGUUCAGUCUGACCACCUGUCUUCAGUCUAACAUCUCCUCAAGUCUGUUUAGACCUGGUGUGUAGACCUGGUUUAUGUUGACCUGGCAUGUCCCUCUCAAUAGGACGAGCUGCUGCAGGUUUAGUUGUAGUCUGUGUAGACCUAGUGUGUGUAGACAUGGUGUGUCUCUCUCAGCAGGAGGAGCUGCAGCAGAGUCUAUCUGGCGCUCACUGAAGCCACAGAUUGUCUAAUUAGAUUAAGCAAGGCUUUCCUCAGAUAAUCAUUUAGCCAGCUCCUGUUUUUUCCUCCGAUGGAGCGCUGCUUGUGACUGUGAGCUUGCUGAAGGUCAAACGGAAUUUCUAAAAAACAGGCUGGUUUUGUGUGUAAAUUGUGGUCUUGGAGCAGGUCUGCAUACUGCCGAAGCUGUGGCCAGGUUAUGGGCUGUUUCUGGAGCUGUGAGUGUGACGCUGCUCAGAGUAAUCAGACUGCCACUAAUACCUGCUGCUGCUGCUAACAGGAGGCGAUGGGGGAAAUUUCUUCACAGAGUCCCUGUACGGCCAGAUUUGCAACUCGGGCCGACCACUGAGUCUGUGUUUUUUGGGAAGGCCUCUGUCGAGUCCCAGAGGAAGGAGACAUGGCUAACAACUCUUUUCGUGGGUCCAAACAUGGACGACAUGGCGAGGCCAACCACGAAGGGGAGUUCAGCUGCUCACUACAGGAGCUGCGCUCGCUCAUGGAGCUGAGGGGAGCUGAGUCACUGACCAAGAUCCAGGAGUGUUAUGGAGAUGUUAACGGACUGUGUGCCAGACUGAGGACCUCACCUGUUGAAGGUUUAGAUGGAAACUCUGAGGACAUCGACAGAAGGAAACAGGAGUUUGGACAGAACCUCAUCCCUCCUAAAAAGCCAAAAACCUUUGUGCAGUUAGUGUGGGAAGCCCUGCAGGAUGUCACGCUCAUCAUCCUGGAGGUGGCAGCCAUCAUUUCACUAGGCCUUUCUUUCUACAGUCCGCCAGAUGCUGGGAGACAGAACUGUGGCAGUGCGGCUGGCGGCGUGGAAGAGGAGAGUGAGGCGGAGGCUGGAUGGAUCGAAGGUGCUGCCAUCCUUUUGUCGGUGGUGUGCGUGGUCCUGGUGACAGCCUUCAAUGACUGGAGCAAAGAGAAGCAGUUCCGUGGCCUCCAGAGCCGCAUUGAGCAGGAGCAGAAGUUCACCGUGGUGCGAGGGGGGCAGGUGAUCCAGAUCCAAGUGUCCGAGCUCGUUGUUGGAGACAUCGCUCAAGUCAAAUAUGGUGACCUCCUCCCUACUGAUGGUGUCCUGAUUCAGAGCAACGAUCUAAAGAUUGAUGAGAGCUCGCUGACCGGAGAGUCAGAUCAUGUCAAGAAGAGUCUCGACAGAGACCCCAUGUUGCUGUCAGGUACCCAUGUGAUGGAGGGCUCUGGAAAGAUGUUGGUCACCGCUGUAGGUGUGAACUCUCAAACUGGAAUCAUCCUCAUGCUGCUCGGUGCUAGUGAAGAAGGUGAUGAUGGUGAGGACAAGGCUGAGAAAGAGAAAAGGAAGAAGGAGAAAGAGAAGAAAAAAGAGGAGCGGAAAAAGAAAGAGAAGAUGGACAAGAAAAGUAAAAAAGAUGACAAAGAAAAGAAAGGAAAAAGCAAGGAUGGAGCCUCCGUGGAAAUGACACCACUCAAUGAGGACGGAGAACCAGAGAAAAAGACAAGCCUGCCAAAGAAAGAGAAGUCUGUCCUCCAGGGGAAGCUCACCAAAAUGACUGUGCAGAUCGGAAAAGCAGGUCUGUUUAUGUCAGCUCUCACUGUCAUCAUCCUCAUUGUUCGCUUCCUGAUCGAUACCUUCUGGAUUCAGGCGGUUCCCUGGAACACUGAGUGUAUUCCCAUCUACGUGCAGUUCUUGGUCAAGUUCUUCAUCAUUGGUGUGACAGUGCUGGUGGUGGCUGUGCCUGAAGGUCUCCCUCUGGCUGUCACCAUCUCCCUGGCAUAUUCAGUCAAGAAAAUGAUGAAAGAUAACAACCUGGUCCGCCACCUGGAUGCCUGUGAGACAAUGGGUAAUGCUACGGCCAUCUGCUCCGACAAGACAGGCACUCUCACAAUGAACCGCAUGACAGUGGUGCAGACCUACAUCGCAGGACGGUACUACAAAAAGGUGCCAGAACCGGACCUGAUUCCUGCCAAGAUCCUGGAACUGCUCAUCACAGGCAUCGGGGUCAACUGCGCCUACACCACCAAGAUUAUGCCUCCAGAGAAGGAGGGCGGGCUGGCUCGCCAGGUGGGAAACAAGACUGAAUGUGCCUUACUGGGACUCUCCAUCAAACUGCACCGAGACUACCAGACCAUCCGCAACGAAAUCCCAGAAGAGAAGCUGUUCAAGGUCUACACCUUCAACUCUGUGAGGAAGUCCAUGAGCACUGUGCUAAAGAUGCAUGACGGCAGCUACCGAAUGUACAGCAAGGGGGCCUCUGAGAUCCUGCUCAGGAAGUGCUGUAAGAUCCUGACGGCCAGCGGCGAGGCCAAAGCGUUUAAACCUCGGGACCGAGACGACCUGGUGAAAAAGGUGAUUGAGCCGAUGGCGUCGGAGGGCCUCAGAACCAUCUGCCUUGCCUACAGAGAUUUCCCCGCUGCUGAUGGAGAGCCUGAGUGGGACGAGGAGGCCCACAUCCUCACCAACCUCACCUGCAUCGCCGUGGUUGGCAUUGAAGACCCUGUACGACCUGAGGUACCAGAAGCCAUCAGAAAGUGCCAGCGGGCCGGGAUCACUGUCCGCAUGGUUACCGGAGACAACAUCAACACCGCCCGGGCCAUCGCUACAAAAUGUGGUAUCCUGCAACCUGGAGACGACUUCCUGUGUAUGGAGGGGAAAGAGUUCAACCGACGGAUACACAACGAGCUGGGAGAGAUUGAGCAGGAGCGUAUUGACAAGAUUUGGCCAAAGCUGAGAGUCCUCGCCCGAUCAUCUCCAACGGAUAAACAUACCCUGGUCAAAGGUAUCAUUGACAGUACUGUGCUGGAGCAGAGGCAGGUUGUCGCUGUAACAGGUGAUGGUACAAAUGACGGUCCUGCCCUCAAGAAAGCGGACGUCGGCUUCGCCAUGGGCAUCGCAGGGACGGACGUAGCAAAGGAGGCAUCUGACAUCAUCCUGACUGACGAUAACUUCACAAGUAUUGUGAAGGCCGUGAUGUGGGGCAGGAACGUCUACGAUAGCAUCUCCAAGUUCCUUCAGUUCCAGCUCACUGUCAAUGUGGUCGCCGUCAUCGUGGCCUUCACCGGAGCCUGCAUCACCCAGGACUCUCCUCUGAAAGCCGUGCAGAUGUUGUGGGUCAACCUCAUCAUGGACACCUUUGCUUCGCUGGCUCUCGCCACCGAGCCACCGACCGAGGCACUACUGCUCAGAAAUCCGUACGGCCGCAACAAGCCGCUCAUUUCCCGGACCAUGAUGAAGAACAUCCUGGGACAUGCCAUCUACCAGCUAACCAUAAUCUUCACCCUGCUCUUCAUUGGUGAGAAGAUAUUUGACAUCGACAGUGGCAGGAAUGCCCCCCUCCAUGCCCCGCCCUCUGAGCACUACACCAUUGUGUUCAACACGUUCGUCUUGAUGCAGAUAUUUAACGAGCUCAAUGCUCGCAAGAUACAUGGUGAGAGGAAUGUGUUUGAGGGAAUCUUCAAAAACCCCAUCUUCUGCUCCAUCGUCCUGGGAACCCUCGUCACACAGAUCGCCAUCGUGCAGUUUGGUGGUAAACCGUUCAGCUGUGUGCGUCUGACCAUCGAGCAGUGGCUGUGGUGUGUCUUCCUGGGCCUCGGCAGCCUCCUGUGGGGACAGCUGGUGUCCAGUGUCCCCACUAGCUGGCUGAGGUUCCUGAAGACAGCAGGUCACGGCACCCAGCAGGACGAGAUCUCUGAGGAUGAGCUGGAGGAGAUGAAGGACCUGGAUGAGAUUGACCACGCUGAAAUGGAGCUGAAGAGGGGCCAAGUGCUCUGGUGCCGCGGCCUCAACCGCAUCCAGACGCAGAUUCGUGUAGUGAACGCCUUCAGAGACAGCGUCUCUCCCUACGAAGGUCUGGAGACGCCCGAGUCCCGCAGCUCCAUCCACAACUUCAUGAGCCACCCUGAGUUCCGCAUCGAGGACUCUGAGCCUCAGAUACCCCUUAUCGAUGAGGUAGAAGGCGAGGAAGAGGCCCCCACCAAACGCAACUCCAUUGUCAUCCCGCCACCGCUAACUGGAUUGUCCCACCUGCCGCCUCUCCCGUCCUCACCCAAUCAGAACAACAGCGCCCUGGACCGCAUUGUCCCACUGCACAAGGACGCCUCCAGGUCCGGUCUAAUCCCGCCCAACUCAGCAGGUUUGCCGCCAUGUCCGGGGAGCCCCCUCCACAGCCUGGAGACCUCACUCUGAAGCCCCACCCCCUGACCUGACCACCUUUUGUUACUGUUGGUCUGCUCUUACUGUUUGUUACGGCGAGAGUUCUGGUUCUUCUGAGAGCCAAAGAAUGAAAAAAAAAACAUUUUAAAAACAGACUUGUCUGAUUGGUUCUCGUCAGGAGUUCACCUGCUGGUUUUUAGGAUCCAGGAAGCAGAAAUGUUUCCAGGUGUGUUUGUGGUUGUGAGCUGAGCGGCGGUGGCAGGUUCACAGACUUAUGUUUCCUUCUUUACUUUAAUAGACAUGAACUCUGCAGUUGUUAUUUAGGAGAAAGAGUGUUUGUGAGGUGGUCGAUCAAUAAUCAGUUUCUGAUCUGUAAAUAUUCAUGUUGAUGUUCAGACGUAGUCAGAGCUCGUUUUGAUCUGCAUCCUGUCAGUUUGUCAGCAACCGAGCUGAUGUGAGGUGACGGUGACGAGUUCGGGUUAGUUUUAUGUCAAGGUUUAACUUUAAGGAUCUGUGACUGAAAUGUAGUAAAUGUCUUACGUUGGAUUUUAUUCUAGUGUUUUUGUAAAAAAUGUUUUAGGUUGUUGUUGUUGUUUCAAAAGAUGUAAAUCUUAAAGUUAUUAAAAGUUUAAAAAAACAA